AUGGCGAUUGCUUCCAGGAGUGGAGUUGAUGCAGCACGGGAAAGGGGGAAAAAGGAGAUGAAUUCCUUCCAGGCAGCUGUUGGGGAGGGCAGUGAGGAGUUGGCGCAGAGUUGCUGGGUGGCCAGGGUUUUACCCUUUGCGCAUGGAUGCCGCGGUGUCUCACCACGUUCACCACACGAACGUUGGUUUGUGGGCAGGUGUGAAACGGGUCGGGGGAGGCACUCAAACCACACUCACAAUUCCCCGUGGAUGGGGUGUGCGUGUGGGAGAGAAAUGUGGGCCUCACUUCCGCGUUUUUUUUUUUGCUUUUCCCCCUCUCGCCCUCUUCCUCUUUGUUUGUUUGUGCCUUUCUUGCCGGCUGCGCUCGCCUCCUUGCCUGGCUUCGCGGAGCGGUGA
Trypanosoma conorhini is the source of this 396-nucleotide messenger RNA. RefSeq lists its product as uncharacterized. The coding region runs from base 1 to 396 and encodes 131 amino acids. The record is from RefSeq and is a predicted model, not a curated record. The transcript has a single exon. NCBI's taxonomy places the organism in Eukaryota, Euglenozoa, Kinetoplastea, Trypanosomatida, Trypanosomatidae.